AUGGAUAAUAUAAUUUAAAAAGGCAAUUACAUAAUAAAUUUACAGGACGUAGUAGCUUAAGGAGUGAGAGGAACAAUAUUGAAAUGUAAAGAGAGAAAUCGAGACGAAUAAUUAUGUGUGAAAAUAAUUAGCAAGACCCCUAAUUAUGUAAAUUUGGAGAAUGAAAAUAAAGUUUUAAAGAAACUGAGAUAAUAAGAAGAAAAACAUCCAAAUGUUCUUAGAAUAUAUGAUAUCACUGAAGAUGAUAAAAAUUAUUUUGUUUUCACAGAAUUAUGUGAUAUGAAUCUAUAGAAAUUGUUCGAAUAAUAAUAGAAAAGUGAAUGGUUUACAAUAGAGCAAAUAUAAGAUUAUAUUGGUCAGAUAGUAAGGGGAUAUUAAUAUAUAAGAAGCUUAAAAAUAAUUCUAAGAGAUUUAUCGCCAAAAAGCAUCUUAGUUAAGAAACUUUCAAAUAAUAGAAUUUUGUUAAAGGUAUAAAAAAUAUAUAAAAUAAAUAGAUAGCAGAUUUUGGUAUUAGUCGUAUUACUGAAGAUGGAUAUGCAGAAUCUCGAACAGGAAUCCCAUUAUUUGCUGCUCCAGAAAUAUAUCUUAAAUCUGAAAAUUAAUAAAGAUAUAAUGAUUCAUGUGAUAUCUAUUCUGUAAGAAUUAUUCAAUAUUCUUUAAAAGCUUGGAAUUAUUCUCUAUAUAAUGUGUUAUAAAGGACAAAAACCUUACAAAAUAAAUAAUUUUGAUGAUCUAAAAUAGUUCCAUGAAAAAUUGAAAUUAAAUGGUUUUCAAUGUCCGAACAAUGCUUAUUGUCCUUAAGAUAUUCGUAAUUUAAUAGAAAAAAUGAUUAUUCAUAAUUCAGAAGCCAGAUUAUCAUGGGAUUAGUUGGAUAGAAACUUUACUUAAAAAUUUAUAAUUUUACAAGACAUUUAUUUUGUAGAUCUAUCAAAACCUUUUGGUUCAGGAGCAUAAGGAAUAACUUAUGAUGCAUUUAAUUUAUAAACUUAAGAAUAAUUAGUUUGUAAAACUAUUUAAAAUAAAUAUUAUGGAAGUUCAAGAGAAAUCUAAAUUUUUGAGUAAUCUAAAGGAAAAUUUCAUGAUAAUGUAAUCAAAGUUUUUUAAAUUAUUAAAUAAACAGAAUAUACUUACCUAAUUAUGGAAAAAUGUGACAUGAAUUUACAAACUUAUUUUUAAUAGAGAGUUUAAAGUCAAAACUGUUUAUAAACUAGGGAAAUUAUUGAAAUAUUAUACUAAAUAGUAGAAGGAUACUGCUUCCUUAAGAAACUUGGAAUAAUUCAUAGAGAUUUAAAACCAGAGAAUAUUGUAUUAAAAUUGAACUAAAAUAAUGAAUAUAUUGUUAAAGUAUUAUUAUUGUUAAACUAUCAAUAGAUCAUAGAUUUUGGAGUCGGUAAAAUUAUUGGAAAAGAUGUUACAGCUACUGAAGCUGGAACUCCAAAAUAUUCUGCCCCAGAAGUACUAUUAUCAGGAAAACCUUAUGAUUAUUAAUGUGAUAUCUUUUCGGUAUUUUUUACUAUUAAUCUCUAGUUAGGUGUAAUUUUACAUUAUUUAGCAUUUUAAAGAUUUCCUAAAGUUAUCAAUAGCAGAAGUGAUCUUAUUGAAUAUGUCAGAACUUUAGAAUAUCAACCAUUUGUAAGUUCAAAUCACGAGGUAUUAUCCUAAUAAAAUUAGAAUCCUUUAAUCCCUGAACUUAUUAAUAAAAUGUUAGCCUUUGAUCCUGCAAAAAGAAUUACUUGGGAUUAAUUACAAGUUCAUCAAAUAUUUGACAAUGUCAAAUCAAAAUAACCAAAACAAAAUCAAAUUCAAAUUCAAAUACAAAAUCAAAUUCAAAAUCAAAAUCCACCUAAACUUUUAUAAGAGCAAUUUCUCUAAACAAAAUAAAUUCCAUAAUAACCGAUUCCAUAGGGCAAUUCUGAGAUAUAUUUAUAUAUAGCUUCUAUCCAAACUUUUGCAUUUAGAAUAUUUACUCAAUUUGAUGAGUUCUAAAAGGAAAAUUUAACAAUGUAUGAUGAAAUAUUUCUGUUGAAAUAAUUUAUUCUAAGAUUCAGCAUAUUAUGUUUAAUGGCUAUUUAAUAACUAUAAAUUAAUAAUUUUAUUAUUUUAGACGGAGUGGAAUAUAAAAUAAAUUAACUUAAUACCUUCUAAAACUGGUCAAAAGAAUUUAAUUUAAAUUAAUUAAAAGCUUAAAAUAAAGAUAAGUUUGAUAACUUAAAAACAGCAUAAAUCACCAAUAAAACGGAUAUUAUUGUUUAAGGAGAGUAUUUCUUAAUGUAACUUUCUAAUUAGGUGCAAUAAAAUUAAAAUUUUAAUUUUUUGCAAAGUCAUAAAUAUUUUAAUAUGUUUUAUCAACAAAUUAGAGUUGGUUUUUUGAAUUCAAAUUUACCUAUUAAGAAUAAAUUCUUUUUGGAAAAGUUUUCAAUUAUUUUUUUAGAAUAUCCAAUUAAAAAUUAUUCAAUUUUUUAGGAGUAAAAAUUAGAUUAAAAGAUAAACUAAAAAAUAUUUAUUUAAGAAUAAAUGGAAAUCUUUAUUGACAAUCAAUUAAAAAAGAAUUGA
Paramecium sonneborni is the source of this 2553-nucleotide messenger RNA. Lineage: Eukaryota; Ciliophora; Oligohymenophorea; Peniculida; Parameciidae. The record is from the annotation of a GenBank genome assembly.